This is a messenger RNA of Diaporthe batatas, 4292 nucleotides long. RefSeq lists its product as uncharacterized. The transcript has 2 exons. The coding region runs from base 345 to 4001 and encodes 1218 amino acids. The record is from RefSeq and is a predicted model, not a curated record. Lineage: Eukaryota; Fungi; Ascomycota; Sordariomycetes; Diaporthales; Diaporthaceae.
CAAUCGCCUGUUUUUAAUCUAUAAUCUAAUGUAGCUGCUCCCUCUUGGACCGCACCACACCCUUACACAAUCAGCCGCCCUGCCGCCUCGCCCGCGGGCUGGAUUUGUUGUUUCUGCCCUGACCUCGCCCAACCCGCUCAGUCUGCAAUCCAAACGCGGCACUGUCUGCUGUGGACCGGCUUGCCAUCAGGCCCUACGACAAGACAAAUACGGCACCUUGCCAGGGACGUGGGGCUCUCGAGGACCACUUCCCAGGAGCAUCGCACCCACGCACGCCUCAUGCCUGCUCAGGUAUAUAGACUGCGACCCAACCGUCCAGGCCGCACCUCGCCGGACCAGUCGUCAUGAACGACAGCCGCGAUCCCAGGGCUCUGCGCCCGAGAUUGAACCCUCUGUUGACCUCAUCUCUCGGCCCCUACCCACACAACGCCAACACCCCCAUCUCCGCCAUGUCCUUCAGCUCAAACUCUCACAAUGCCCCGACCCCAGUGAGCGCAAUUCAGCCUUACAACCCGCAACAGUGGCUGCCCUCGCCAAUGCCGGGCGCCGGUCCGGAUCGGGGCCAUCAGAUGAGCUCCCCCGAGUCAACCGGCUCUCCCCUUCCGCCUCCUCCGUAUUCUCCCCCGCGAAGCCAGAGACCGACUAGCAUGUAUCUCGACGGGGCUCCUGCUGCCAACAUGUCUCUGACUCGGGCUCCUCUCCCCGCGCCACAUCGUCCCUCACCUGAGCCUGCAGGGACGCAGUCAUUCCCGCCUCCUCCCAAUACCAGAGGCUCAUCUCGUGAGAGGCGGUUCGGCCUGCCAUCUUUCGGGAGGAGGAGGGAUGCAGACACGACAACCUCCCCUGAUUCAGCUGGAGGAGGCACCCGCCCUGCGUUUUCAAUCACGUCCUCGAGACCCACCCCCUUGAGUAUUCAGAUCCCGCACGGCGUCCCCUCGCGGAACGGCAGUGAUGCCUCGUCCCAGGGCUUGCCCCCAGGAUCUCGCAGGGCUGUCUCCACCGGGGCCAUCGAUACACCGACUUCAGCACGAUCAAGGUCUGCUUCACAGUCCAGGUGGAACCAGAGUCUCCCGUUACCCCCACCACCUCCUGGCCCUCCACCUGCGCAGUCCCGGUCUCAGAGCACAAGCCGCAACUUCACCAGUGGGAGUGGGAGUGACCCUGUUGCAUCACCACCGACAAGGCGGCCGCCUCCGAGUGGUGUCACAGCGUUGGGGCCGGUGCCACCCACACCUGCCAACUGGGUAGACGAGGAGCGGACCCCGCCUGAGCCCCAACCCCGGCCUCAGGAACCCCUACGGCAGCGGGCUCCCUCCGUUGGCCCUAAUCCCAUCGGGAGGGCUGAUGAUAGCCCAGAACCCGAGUCUUCAAACAGCCCAAGCGCUGUUUUGAACAGGAACAACGCCGUAAGAGGCGACAAGACCCUGCGAGAAAGGCGGAACGAGAGCCGGACAAGGACCUCGCGACUCUCAAUUGACGGGUCCAUUGCUAACAUGGAUAACAUUGUUGUUCCACCCCCAUCUGGCGGACUCUCAAGGAAAAUGACAAUCGGCAGAGGAACACCAAGGAGUGCAGGGCUUUCUCAGACAACACCGCGCAGCGCAGGACUGGGCGACAAAGAAGAAGAGAGCAGCGGGUCAACGCCACGUGCUCCCGAUUCGGCGAGACAGUCAAGUAUGCAGAUAUCGACACCGCCAUUUUCCCCUCGACCCCUGGAGUCCCAGCAGGCUGCUACGGGCUCGUCGUCUGUGGCCCCAAAGGCCUUGCCAACGCCACCUCCUCACAGCCGAUCUGCAUCGGCUUCUAAAGCGAGAAUGUCACUUGACCAUGCACUAGCAACACCAAAGUCUGCGAAGACCAUCAACAGGGAAUCGGUGAUCAAACAGAACCCCGACCAGUUCCGCCAUGAGACGAUUGAGAGGUUUCAGAUUUUCGCCCAGGAGGAAGCCACUGCAGUCGACGAUGCGGAGAGAGUCCGUCUCUUUGCCGACUUCAUUGUCAAUGAGUCAAGGAUCAGAAGAGAACGGUACUCGGCGGCCAUUGGUGCCAUGGGCUCAGAAAUCUUCGAUUUGACCCGGGACCUAUUUCGUCCCAUGGUUAACCGGCGAGAAUCAACUACAUCGCAAGGCAGCGAAUGGACGCCACAAUCAUCAUUGCCUAGCAGGUCGCACCGCGGCUCGAUAGGGUCUGCAUUUCAGGGGGACACCCCGAAGCAAGGCGAAUCGAGCUCAGCCACUCCACCAGCGAGUUCCGUACCGAUGUCGCCGACUGGUCCACCACCAAACAACACAAACUGGAACACUGACUACCGACCAACACUGUCGCCCAUCUUGAGCAUGAGCGUGAGCGACAACCACGACGAUGACUCGCGCGGCCGUCCUCCUAGUCGCUGGUGGGAGUCUGCGUCUUCUGGGGAAUCUACGAGAUGGGAAAGGUCGAAAAGGGAGUCCAAGUACAUGAGCGUGCCCAAGGAAGCCCGCGAGGCUCUUCAAUGGUUGGACAGCCCAGGAGAGUCCAGCGCGCGAGGACAUUCGAGCGAAUACCCACCAGAGAAGCAGGGCUGGCACGAACAGCAGCCUGAUGAUACCUCUCAACAUUACACCCCUCAACCGACGCGAACUCCGAAACAGCAGCAGUCUCUUUCUCUGCCCAACACCCCAAACCCGAACUACUCUGACGUCUCCAGACUGGUCACGCUCCCGCCGCCCUAUCCUCGCCAUCAUCCAGCCGUGAACAACAACCACCCAGAUCUCGCCGAGAUUCGGGCCUCUGUGCGCGCCCUUAGCGAUCUUUCCGAAGUGGAUGCGACCAAGGACCGCUUCAAUCGCGACAGCCGCGCGCUCCGCGAUGAAGCCGAGUCGGCAGCAGCCAAGCGCCGACAAGCCCUUCGGGCUAACCUCCAGCAGGAAGUUGGCCUGGGUCGGAUGACAUACAGCGAAGCCGCAGCCAUUGAGGCAGACUCAGGCGAGAGCGAGAAGCAGGCCUCCAAGGAGCUCGAAAAGAAAGACUUCGACCGCUUCCAGACCGCUGUGGUGGUCCCGCUGAACGACCUCCUCACCUCCCGGAUCACAAAGGCCACACAGCUCUUUGACGAGCUUCGGUCGCGGCUGUUUGUGGAGACGAGGGAGCCCAACCCGAACAUGCCGCAGGAGGAGGGCGACGAGCAUCCGGAGCUGCUGGAGAAGCUGACGCUGCUCAAGUGGAUCUUCGAGGCGCGCGAGCUGCUGCACCGCGCCGUGUACGAACUCCUCUCGGACCGCAACGACCGGUACCGCGAGAUGGUCAUCACCCCCUACCGGCUGGCGGGCAACGAGGAGAAGAUGGCGCACGCGUCGGCCUUCUUCGCCGAGGACGCGGGCAAGCGCGCGCUCGCCUUCGCGGGGGAGGUGCUGCAGCGCACGAGCGAGUUCCACGACGUCGUCGAGGAGAACGUCGUGCGCGGCGUCGAGGUGCAGCUCUCCGCGUUCUGGGACAUCGCGCCGCCGCUGUGUCGGCUGCUGGACCGGGUGCCGCUCGGUCCCGGCCCCGGGGGCCCGGAUGCCGAGGAAGAUGAAGAAGAGGAGUGGGACGGCCGCACGCUCGCCGACUUCCGCAUCCAGAUCCCCCAGGCCGAGAUCGUCGAGAACCCGAGCUACGUCGACCACCCGCUGCAGUACUUCUUCAGCCUGCUGCUGCACUCGGAGAAGUCGACGUACCAGUUCAUCGAGUCGCAGACGAACCUGUUCUGCCUCCUGCACGAGGUCAAGGAGGCCGUGGUCGCCGCGCAGGCGAGGGUGAUGGAGGAGGACGGGCGCGGGAGGGAGGAGAUCGAGGGGUUCAAGAGGGAGGAGGGCCGGAGGCUUACGCACGACCUCCAGGAGAAGGUCCGUAUCGUCCAGGACCAGUGGAAGAGCGCCCUCGGCGACAGGGUCACGCACGUCAAGGAGCGCGUCGGCGGGUGGCUGCUCGAAACAGGCGGUUGGGACGAAAGCCUCGAGGAGAGGGGAGUCGGGUCACUGUGAAAGGCAGACAAACAAACAACCAAACAACCAAACAUAAAGAGAGGUAUGCCCACGCGGGCGCCGAGGGGAGGACAACAGAGCAGUAAGUAGACAAGGGACGGUGGGCGGGUUUUGAGUUAGCACGAUACCCCCUUACGCUUUCACGUUAUGAAGCAACGGACGGACGGUUUCACUUCUCAUGUAGAUAUUACAUAUGGCCUGCAACCUUGCAGGUCUACUUUCCGUACAAGGUCUUGGAUGUAGUGGGGAUAGACAAGAUGAUAUCUCUGUCAAUCAAUAUUGUGCAGCAUG